Messenger RNA from Aspergillus steynii IBT 23096, 1509 nucleotides. RefSeq names its product putative D-lactate dehydrogenase (cytochrome). Gene Ontology annotation, cellular component: mitochondrion. Bases 1 to 1509 code for a protein of 502 amino acids. Gene Ontology annotation, biological process: lactate catabolic process. Gene Ontology annotation, molecular function: D-lactate dehydrogenase (cytochrome) activity; D-lactate dehydrogenase (NAD+) activity; FAD binding. Lineage: Eukaryota; Fungi; Ascomycota; Eurotiomycetes; Eurotiales; Aspergillaceae. The record is from RefSeq and is a predicted model, not a curated record. The transcript is spliced from 11 exons.
AUGCAGCGAAUGAUACAAGGCCAUCAAGCGGUGCAACUGGUUUAUAAACGAAGCACCCAGCUUAGUAGGAACCGUCAACCUAUCCAAUUUAUUCAUAAAAUUCAAUGUCAUGGCGUACGAAGGGAUAAUGCAAAUUUCCCCAAAGACCAAGGUCUUUCUAGCUCCUGGUCUCUUGCAGCCUUUGGGGCUGGUGUGGUUGGGAGCCAGAAGCCGGUGGCUAAGUAUGCCGAUCAGGAAACCAUGUUAAAGGGCGUUCGGGCUAUAUCUGAUGCUCUUGGCCCAGAGUCAGUGACUACAGAUAGCGACGAUAUUAGCUUCCAUUCGUAUUCGGACGUGUCGACAUCGCACUGUGCAGCAAGACCAGUGGCUGUUGUUACGCCGAAGAGCACGCAGGAAGUUUCGGUAAUUGCUCGGAUAUGCUCUGACUAUAGGAUUCCAAUGAUCCCAUUUGCUGGUGGAUCCAGCGUCGAGGGGAAUUUCACCGCUCCAUAUUCGGGAAUUAGUAUCAAUUUCUCUCAGAUGAACAAGAUCAUUGCUUUCCAUGAAGACGAUACGGAUGUCGUCAUCCAGCCCGGAGUCAAUUGGGUGGACCUCAACGACAGGAUCAAGGAGAGCGGACUCUUUUUACCCAUGGAUCCGAGUCCAACUGCUCUUAUUGGUGGCAUGGUUGCGACAAAUUGCAGUGGAACAAACGCGGUCAGAUACGUCGUCCUGGCAGAUGGCUCUGUCAUCAAGACUCGACACCGACCGCGGAAAGCAUCAGCUGGUUACAACCUUAACGCUCUAUUUACCGGCUCCGAAGGGACAUUAGGAAUGAUCACAGAAAUUACACUCAAGCUCGCACCGGUUCCGGAAACCCAAAGUGCCGCGGUUGCUACUUUUCCUUCCGUCCGGGACGCAGUAUCAUGCACCACGAAGACCAUGCGCCAGGGGAUCCCGGUCGCUGCGGUAGAGCUUAUGGAUGAGGUACAGAUGCAAGUCAUUAACAAGAAUGGUGGAGCGGGUGGGAGAAUCUGGGAGGAAAAGCCUAUGCUGAUGUUCAAAUUUUCGGGUACAGAGCAGUCUGUAUCCGCUCACAUUGAGAGGGUCGAAAUGAUGAUCUCUCAGGCGGGAGGCAGUGCAUUCGAGUUUGCGCGCACAGAGAAAGAGAUGCACAACCUAUGGUCUGCUCGAAAGGAAGCCGUGUGGGCGAUGUGUGCCCAGUGGCCGGAGGGUACGCGAAUAUGGUCUACUGAUGUCGCUGUGCCGUUGUCCAGCUUAUCCGUAAUUAUUGACCUAUCGAAAACGGAAUCUAGUUCAUUGGGACUAUUUUCCAGCGUUCUGGGACAUGUUGGCGACGGAAACUUCCACCAAGCUGUGAUGUAUGAUCCUAGUGACUCGUCUCAGGCGCACGGAGUACAGGAAUGUGUCAGGAAAAUGGUCCAUAGAGCGGUUGAGAUGGAGGGGACUGUCUCAGUAUGUUGCCUGCCAGAGGCCUUUCUCUUAGCUCUGACUGACUGGCUUUGCUAG